GAAAGAGCCCUGUACAGGUGUCAGCGUCGGACGAUGUGGCCGCGUGAGAGUGACGUCUCAGAUGCGGCUAUGGCGCUUUGUCAGAUUGUCACGUGUGUACAAGCUUGACACCGAUGACGUCAUCAGCGGACACCUGGCUGACACAACUACGGGCUCACUCACGUUAGAUGACAUCCUUACAUCGCAGACGUUGCAACUGACAACGGAUUCCAUUAUGAAGCUGUACAGUGGCUCAAAUCCGGAAUAGCAAAGGCCAAAGAGUCCAUGGCAGAUGAGGCCACAGUCAUCAAAUUGUACAGAGAACUGGCAGGUGCAUAUUACCAGGUCCAAAUGCCAUCCGAAUCUGUGAAAUUGCUUCAGGAAUGCUCCGCUUUAUAUCCUGAAAGUAAGUCUGUGAAACGAGAACUUCAGUAUUACAAAGAAAGAAAGGAAGAUGCAACGAAGACGGGGGAGAACUCUAAGCUUGCACCUCGCGUUUUAGGGAAGGCUGUGACUGCUUGUGAACAGCUAUGUCGAGGAGAAAGUCAGUCCCAGAGGACACGUCCCCUAUUUUGUCGUCUAAGGGCCACUGACUCCCCUUUUACGGUGAUUAAAGAAGAAAUACUGAGCUGGAAGCCACGGAUCGUCAUGGUCCACGAUGUGUUAAGCCCACAACAAACAGAAUAUUUUGGAAAUAUUUCCUCAGAUACGGUCGAACGAUCUGGGAGACUGGCAUGGGCAAAAGAAACUACCGUCUCCAAAACAAGAAAAAACAGGUACGAAUUGGACGAAAUAAGAACCAGCCUCGUAGACAAAAUAAUGAACGUGACUGCACUGACCAGUAAACGUUAUUUACAGGCUGUCAAUUGGGGCCUCGGCGAAAACAUGAAAGUGAAAAAACUUAGAAGCAAUUUGGAUACCUACAACGAAAUCGAAUACGCUAAGAGAUUUUAUCAAUUCCCAAUUGCAAAAUGGAUGUAUUUUCUCAGUGAUAUCACAGGUGGAGACAUAGUGUUUCCAGAUUUAAACCUGAAGGUUCCGUCCAUAAAGGGCAGUGCAGUUUAUUGGUACAACUUGAAACCAAACGGAGACCCAGAAACCAGAACGAAGCACUGCAUAUGCCCAACUCUUCUCGGAUCCCCCUGGGUUUCGCCAAUGAACCUGUUCGUUCCAAACAAGCUUGAAACAACAUUUUGCGGACUCAACAGAAAAUCAGCAUAUUCUUUAUGAACUUCAACACGUCACAUGCGGCAUACCCAAAUGUAUACAUUUAACUCAUGAUAUAUCAGUCACGGUAUACGCAGCAAAGCUGCAACCGGGCGGAUGUAUACUGUCAUAUUGCAUUAGAAUCAUUUGUUGUUACGUUUAAGAGCAUCAAAAUGUCUCUUUCACAGAAUUGUUAAUUCUUAGAUAUUUCUUCUAGGUACGGUAUAUGUGUGAAUUUGUGUAAAUAUAGACGUUCGAGAAUAAAACUAUAUGU
This is a messenger RNA of Liolophura sinensis, 1459 nucleotides long. RefSeq names its product prolyl 4-hydroxylase subunit alpha-1-like. The transcript has 11 exons. Bases 265 to 1209 code for a protein of 314 amino acids. NCBI's taxonomy places the organism in Eukaryota, Metazoa, Mollusca, Polyplacophora, Chitonida, Chitonidae. Gene Ontology annotation, molecular function: procollagen-proline 4-dioxygenase activity; iron ion binding; L-ascorbic acid binding. Gene Ontology annotation, biological process: peptidyl-proline hydroxylation to 4-hydroxy-L-proline. Gene Ontology annotation, cellular component: endoplasmic reticulum. The record is from RefSeq and is a predicted model, not a curated record.